This is a messenger RNA of Thlaspi arvense, 684 nucleotides long. NCBI's taxonomy places the organism in Eukaryota, Viridiplantae, Streptophyta, Magnoliopsida, Brassicales, Brassicaceae. The record is from the annotation of a GenBank genome assembly.
AUGAAUAUUCUGGAAGCUAAAGCCGCUGAGUUUAAAUUGCAGAUCUUGAGGUUAAGCAUUUGUGUAAUGGAAGAAGUGAAGGGACAAAGAGGAAGUGGAACCACAGAGGCAGAUUUCGUGCUGCAAUGGGGAGAGAGAAAAAGAGUUCGAUGCAUGAAAGUGAAGAAAGAUCAGAGCCUUGCAAAUGGCAAGUCGACUGAUUGUUUGACUAAGCGGAAACUCCUUUCGCGAGCUGUCUCUUCUGAGAGAGGCUCUCCUUCUCGGCAUCUUAACCGUCCAAACAAGAUCAUAGAUUCUCCAGGUAAUGUGCGGAGAUCGUUUGUGGCAUCCCCUGAGAAGGAAGAUAGAUACUACACAACGAGGGGUUCGAUGGGUACAGAUGAGAGUGGGAAAAUUAUAAAGGAGACUGUGAAGGAAACAAAGAAGCAUGUGUGGCCAAAGUUGUUUUUAACUUUGUCAAAUAAAGAGAAGGAAGAAGAUUUCUUGACUAUGAAAGGGUGCAAGCUUCCUCAAAGACCCAAGAAACGAGCCAAACUGGUUCAAAAGACAUUGCUUCUGGUGAGUCCAGGUACUUGGUUAUCGGAUCUGUGCAAAGAGAGGUAUGAAGUAAGAGAGAAGAAGACUUCAAAGAAGCGACCAAGAGGAUUGAAGGCAAUGGGGAGCAUGGAAAGCGAUUCAGAGUGA